AUGUUGACUCUGACUCCCGUCAUAACUGUGUCCUAUGAAGUCAAGACUGUGUUUCUGGUCCUUUCAGUCCUGGAGUUUGCAGUGGGGAUUCUGGUCAAUGUCUUCAUUUUCUUGGUGUAUUUUCGGGAUGUGGUGAGGAGGCAGCCCCUGAGCACCUGUGAUCUUGUCCUGCUGAGUCUCAGCCUCACCCGACUUUUCCUGCAUGGACUGCUGUUUCUGGAUGCCAUUCAUCUUACUCACUCCCAGCGGAUGAACCACCUGCUGAGCUUCAGGUACCAAACCAUCAUCAUGCUCUGGAUGAUCAUAAACCAAGCCGGCCUCUGGCUCACCACCUGCCUCAGCCUCCUUUACUGCUCUAAGAUCGUCCGUUUCUCUCAUGCCUUCCUGCGCUGCUUGGCCAGCUGGAUCUCCAGGAAGAUUUCUAGGAUGCUCCUGUGUACUCUCCUUUUCACCAGUGUAUGCACUAUCAUCUGUUCUUGGGACUUUUUUAGUAGAUCUCACUUCACAAUCACAACUGUGCUAUUCAUGAGUAACAAUUCAGAAUUCAAUUUGCAAAUUGCAAACCUCAAGUUCUUUCAUUCCUUCCUCUUCUGCAGCGUGGGGUCCAUCCCACCUUUCUUGUGUUUUCUGGUGUCUUCUGGGGUGCUGAUUGUCUCCCUGUGCCGCCAUAUGAGGACAAUGAGGGCCAAGACCAUGGACUCCUGUGACCCUGGCCUGGAGGCCCACAUCAAAGCACUCAAAUCCCUCAUCUCCUUUCUCUGCCUCUUUGUGGUGUCAUUAUGCACUGCCCUCCUCUCAGUGCCUUUACUGGUGCUGUGGCACCACAAGAUCAGGGCCAUGGUCUGUGUGGGGAUAAUGGCAGCCUGUCCCUCAGGGCACGCAGCCAUCCUGAUCUCAGGCAAUGCCAAGCUGCGGAGAGCUGUGGACAGCAUUCUACUGUGGGUUCAGAGCAGCUGA
Messenger RNA from Myotis myotis, 957 nucleotides. RefSeq names its product taste 2 receptor member 38 (gene TAS2R38). Bases 1 to 957 code for a protein of 318 amino acids. The transcript has a single exon. The record is from RefSeq and is a predicted model, not a curated record. Gene Ontology annotation, biological process: G protein-coupled receptor signaling pathway; sensory perception of taste; detection of chemical stimulus involved in sensory perception of bitter taste. Gene Ontology annotation, cellular component: membrane. Gene Ontology annotation, molecular function: G protein-coupled receptor activity; bitter taste receptor activity. NCBI's taxonomy places the organism in Eukaryota, Metazoa, Chordata, Mammalia, Chiroptera, Vespertilionidae.